UGACAAGUUACGCCCCGCUUGCGCGGGGUCCCUCCCCCUCAAGGCCGCGGCCGCAAUUACGCGCUCUGCGGCCUGCAGUGAGGUGGUUCUUGCUGGCCGAAGAUGCAGCGCCGACUGAGACCGGAGGAGCUCUAGGCCAGAGGGGUGAGCCAGCCAGGAUCCCAGGACCCUUCGCUGCUUAAAGCCAGCGAGAGGAAAUGAAACGGGCGGGCACCGGCGGGGGAGGGAGGGAACUGGCGCAAGGUAUCAUGGCGGCCGCGUUUGGGGGGUCACGUGGCCCGCCGGCCCGCCUUUGUACUUCCGGUCACGUGCCCUUAGAGUUCUCGCAGCCAGCGAUGGAGGCGAGACCCCCCAGUAACAGAGGCGGUGGCGACGGCGGCGGCUACUGGGUUUCAACCUCUUCCCGGCAGCGUCUGUAAGAAGCGCAGCGGAACACGACCCGACCCAGUCCAGUAGCUUACUCCCUGCCCAGGGGCGCAGCUCCCACCUGCGUCUUCUAGCCAUCAUGGCAACUUCAUCUGAAGAAGUUUUGCUGAUUGUAAAGAAGGUGCGACAAAAGAAGCAAGAUGGAGCUCUAUACCUCAUGGCAGAAAGAAUUGCUUGGGCACCUGAAGGCAAAGAUAGAUUUACCAUCAGCCAUAUGUAUGCAGACAUUAAAUGCCAGAAAAUCAGUCCAGAAGGAAAAGCCAAAAUUCAGCUUCAGCUGGUCCUGCAUGCAGGGGACACAACUAACUUCCAUUUUUCCAAUGAAAGCACAGCAGUGAAAGAGCGAGAUGCAGUGAAAGACCUUCUUCAGCAGUUGCUGCCGAAAUUCAAGAGGAAAGCAAAUAAAGAACUAGAAGAGAAAAACAGAAUGCUGCAAGAAGAUCCUGUUUUGUUUCAGCUUUAUAAAGACCUUGUUGUGAGUCAAGUGAUCAGUGCUGAGGAAUUCUGGGCCAAUCGUUUAAAUGUGAACGCAACAGAGAGUUCUUCUACAUCUAAUCAUAAGCAGGAUGUUGGUAUUUCUGCAGCAUUUCUGGCUGAUGUCCGGCCCCAAACAGAUGGAUGUAAUGGUCUGAGGUACAAUUUAACAUCUGAUAUCAUCGAGUCCAUAUUUAGGACCUAUCCAGCAGUGAAAAUGAAAUAUGCAGAGAAUGUUCCCCACAACAUGACAGAAAAGGAAUUCUGGACGCGUUUUUUUCAGUCCCAUUAUUUUCAUAGGGACCGGCUGAAUACAGGAUCAAAGGACCUCUUCGCAGAAUGUGCCAAAAUAGAUGAAAAAGGGUUAAAAACAAUGGUUUCUUUAGGCGUGAAAAACCCACUUCUUGAUUUGACAGCUUUGGAAGAUAAACCAUUAGAUGAGGGCUAUGGCAUUUCCUCUGUGCCAUCUACCUCUAAUUCUAAAUCCAUAAGGGAAAAUAGUAAUGCUGCGAUCAUCAAGAGAUUUAACCAUCACAGUGCCAUGGUCCUGGCAGCAGGUCUCACGAAACAAGAAGCACAAAAUGAACACAAUGGUGAGCCCAGGAGCAUUGAUGGAAAUUCUGGAGAUGUAGACUGCUUUCAGCCAGCAGUCAAAAGGGCGAAGUUACAGGAGUCCAUUGAAUACGAAGACUUGGGGAAAAAUAAUUCCAUAAAAACAAUUGCACUAAACCUCAAGAAGUCAGAUAGGUAUUAUCACGGUCCAACUCCAAUCCAGUCGCUACAGUAUGCAACAAGUCAGGAUAUUAUUAAUUCUUUUCAAAGUAUUAGACAAGAAAUGGAAGCAUAUACACCCAGAUUAACUCAGGUUCUCUCAAGUAGCGCUGCCAGUAGUACCAUCACAGCACUGUCACCUGGAGGAGCACUUAUGCAGGGAGGGACACAGCAAGCCAUAAACCAGAUGGUGCCGAAUGAUAUUCAGUCCGAAUUGAAACACCUGUAUGUGGCUGUUGGAGAGCUUCUCCGGCACUUCUGGUCCUGCUUUCCUGUUAAUACGCCAUUCCUAGAAGAAAAGGUAGUGAAAAUGAAAAGUAAUUUGGAACGAUUCCAAGUUACAAAGCUCUGCCCAUUCCAAGAAAAAAUUCGGAGACAGUAUUUAAGCACAAAUUUGGUAAGUCAUAUAGAGGAGAUGCUCCAGACAGCCUACAACAAGCUCCAUACAUGGCAGUCACGGCGUCUAAUGAAGAAAACGUGAAGUGUCUGUGGCUGUCACAGGUUUUGUGAGAUUGAGUGAACUGUGACCUACAAUGACUCUGGAAGCCUGGCCUGACAGACCAUGCAGGUGAUCACACAGAAGUGACAAGAAACAUCUGCACGAUGCCGACCCUCAGAGCUGAUGCUAUUGUACUUGCACAUUGAGAACUGAAAGGAAGGAAUUGUGAUUAAACUAACAGCUGGAGAGGUAAAUUAAGGCAGAACCAAAAUGAGCUAAGUUGCAUAUAUAUAUACAUAUAUAUAUAUAUAUAUAUAUAUAUAUAUAUUUUAAAAAGACACUGUUUACUGCAGUUACUCAGGAACUGCUUUUGAUUCACAUUAAGCUGCUUUCAGAAAUUAAAAAAAGAAAACAACACUUUUUAAAAGGGUGCAUUGAUAAAAUCUGAGGUUUUUGAUUUUGGUUUUUGGCUUUUUUUUGUUUUGUUUUGUUUUCUGUGUAAAUUUUUUUCCUAAGUUUAUGGCACAGGGUACACCUUAAGUAUUUCUCCAUCUUCCACUUGGAUCCUCAAGUUUUGCUGAAUUCUAGUUGUACCUUAUAUCAGCACGUUAAAGACAGUACUUUAAAGUAAAGCAGAGGGAGACUGUUGCUCAACCAUCAGGAAACAGUUGUAGUCAGAAGACAUCAUUGGUCCUGUGUUUCCUACGGAAAUAAGAAACAAUAAAUAUUGCACUGAAUGUUUGUGGUUUGGAGUCCCUACAUGAUAAAGGGGCAAUAUAUUUGCAGCAAAUUGUGUGAGGUUUUAAUGCAGAAUUUUGUCAGAAGACAAUGGCGCUGCAUGUUUUUCUUUGAGUGCAAAUGUACAUUGCUAAGAUUUUUUUAAGAUGGCAUGUGCUUUGAAAUGAGGAAAUUGCAUUUUUAAGAGUUUAAAAAUCUUAUGAGUGAGAAAUACAAGAAAUCUUACUUAUUUUCACCUCUUUAGGAAAAAAUAAAAGAUGUUUCUCAUACCUCUUUUUUUCCAGUAUCUGUUACUCUCCUUGGCAAAUCAAUAAUCAUUGCAUAGUGACUGAAAAGCCAGAAUGCAAAGGGGGAAAAAAAAGUUAUGUUCUUAUUUCUGAAAUCCGUGCCAUAUUUUGUUCCUAAUAGGGUCAACUCACUGUUUAAGACUUUAGAUGUAUUAAAAAUUACAGAAAAAAGUAAAAUUUUUAUAGAUA
Phacochoerus africanus (Common warthog) is the source of this 3324-nucleotide messenger RNA. It is a transcript of the gene GTF2H1, whose product is annotated as general transcription factor IIH subunit 1. The record is from RefSeq and is a predicted model, not a curated record. Gene Ontology annotation, biological process: transcription by RNA polymerase I; nucleotide-excision repair; transcription by RNA polymerase II. The transcript is spliced from 15 exons. Lineage: Eukaryota; Metazoa; Chordata; Mammalia; Artiodactyla; Suidae. Gene Ontology annotation, cellular component: transcription factor TFIIH core complex; transcription factor TFIIH holo complex. The coding region runs from base 506 to 2152 and encodes 548 amino acids.